This is a messenger RNA of Cantharellus anzutake, 997 nucleotides long. RefSeq lists its product as uncharacterized. The record is from RefSeq and is a predicted model, not a curated record. Lineage: Eukaryota; Fungi; Basidiomycota; Agaricomycetes; Cantharellales; Hydnaceae. Bases 161 to 997 code for a protein of 278 amino acids. The transcript is spliced from 2 exons.
CUCAACUUUAUUGACGACCUGAGGAUUGAGGAGAACUGGGGUUGGAACCUACACCAACCCCUUACACUUUUUUGAGCUUAAUAGGCUUUAUUCCCACACCCGCGCACGCAUAUUCGCGCGCACGGGUUAUUCAACACCACCCACAACUUGCCUUCUAGACAUGGAGCCUAGAAGGGUAACAAGUUUUCCCCCAGCUCUGCAAAGAGCUGACUCUAUGCACGAAAGUGCAUAUGGUUCCAUGACCAACUCCAAUGCUGGUGACGCCAGCAUUGGUCAACCCAAUCUUGACCAGAUUGGUGUUUCCACCGUGUCUCUAGGGCCUGUUGAUCCCCCAGACACGUCUAAAACGUCUCCAGAGCUGACAUUGGCUGAUUUCUAUCAGCUGCUCAAGUCGGACUUGGUCCAGAUGGAGACCCGGCUGUCCGAGUCUCAGGACAGGAUCGAGCGCAGAUUGACUGCGGUCGAAGAACGACAAAAUCGUCGUUUGCGCCGGUCCCAAAACGUGCCGGUUCCUUUGGAGCUGUCCCAGCCCAAUCCCAUUCUCCCUCAACCAGUCCCAUGCCAGGUUGAGAGCAGUCCGGCGCCUGCGGACUGCAAACUCGCAGAAGCGUGUAGCGCUUCUGCGAGUCCUGAGCCGUUACCGGCUCACACUGUCAUUACCGGGUCUGGAACCGUCCCAGACCCGAUCCAAUGCCAUCCUCAACCGGUUUUAGACCAGGUUGAGAACAGUCCAGCACCUGUGGAGCGCUUCAGCGAGUCUGGAACCGUCCCAGACCCGACCCGAUCCUCUCUCCCACCCGUUGGGCCCCCUUUCCCAGAGCCCCGGAGGGAGUUUGAGUUCCUGGAGAACUCGGCGCUUGCCGUUCUGGCAAGCGCGAUCUUCCUUAAGCCCAGUAGAAAUACUGGGCUACACCACUUGAGAUCGGCUGAUACAGCCGAUCAGCUGCCUUCAUAUCUGAAGGGAGAUCGCGACUCGAAGGACAGGAUCAAAUCCUGA